Messenger RNA from Amoebophrya sp. A25, 1693 nucleotides. The record is from the annotation of a GenBank genome assembly. NCBI's taxonomy places the organism in Eukaryota, Dinophyceae, Syndiniales, Amoebophryaceae.
UGUGGUCGAUAGAGGCGAGCGCGUACCCCCUGGCAGUAUUUACGUCGAAUACGGCGACACAGCGAAAUGGAUCAUGGAAAAAGACGUGGGGCGACUUAUUCGGAGGGUAGGAUGAUUUAUGUAAAUAUAUUACGUGCAGGUUUAGGUGUAAGAAUCACAAAUGUAUCAAAGGUAUAUUUUGUGUAAAAAUCGACGGUGGUAGUUGAUGUGAGAAUUGCAUGGUCGUUCAAACAUAGACGAAUGACUCUCUCAAGAGCAUAUUGCUUUGUCCUUUCUCCGACCCUCGUGACUUCUGAUACAUUUAGAUAACCUUGACUAGCGGAGCCUACUCUUACGAUGAAUUUUUUGAAGGUAGACUCCGGAGGUGGACCUUUCGCUCCCCCAAGUGGGUCCACGACGACAGGGCCAUCGAGCGGUGGAAGUAGUACUGGUCCUGUUCUUUGCAAAUGGGGCUGCGGACACCAAGUUCAGCCUGGACUUACUAGGAAUCUAAACGCCUACGAUACAUGCUGCAAGAAGUGCGGCAUCACUAAGGGCCAAGGUGGACAUGACCCCAAUUGUCCAGGGCCUCCGGGAUCCGCCGUGCAAUCCCCUGCAAGACCUCCGCCAAGCGAGCCGUUAAGGGCUAACGAGCAGGCCGGCGGCUCGUCUUCAUCAAAUGUUCGAGGCACUUCGGUACCUGAAAUCGAGAAGAUUGCAUCAUCGACACGAGACUUGCAAGAAUUACGUUGGGAUUUUCAUCCGCUGAGAAUUGAAAGGAGUCUCUAUUCAUUGUGCGGUACUAUGAAAAUGAAUACUCAUGACUUCCACCUGGUAUCUUAGUGCAGCUGCUUGUAGUUUGAAGAGUGUACUAUACUAUAAAUGUCAUGCUUGUACUAGUACACCUACUUUUUACUCAUAGGCAUGAUCUUGAUCAGCCGUGAGCGUGACUGCUUCGACUAGGUCCUCUUGCUUCUAAGUAUUCUCGUAAAAGGCCAUUUGAAAGCUUUCGGCAGUGGAGCAGGUGGACACUUGCCCUCCCGGUUGAUGCAUAACGAGUUCCAAUCUAGUUACAGUCAAUUUUGCGCCCAAUUUCUGAUUGACGAAAACUUCUCGACUCACCUGAAAAAAUUUCUACCUGGCUACAUCAACAGUGGAGGCGGAAGCGCGGAUGCUAGUGACUUGCUGAGUUUUUAUCGGGAAAUACUGCGGGAAAACCUUCGGAGCGUUUUGCAGCCACAGAAAAAGUUGGAGAUAGAGCGCAAGAUGCUAGUCAGGCAGAAUCCUGGCUCACUAGAGGAUUUCUACAAGGUCGGUCGGAAGCUGGGAGAAGGAUCCUUUGGGAGCGUCCAUCUUGUGGAAACGAAGAGCCAAGAUCCCCACUUCUCCCCUGAGCAACGCGUAUGUUAAGACUCGUAUGUUAAGACUCUAGAUGCUCUUGCUGAUGCCAUUGGUUUUCACACAAACUUAGAUGAUAUUAGGGACUUCUUGAGAAUUCAAAUUAGUAGCUAGAGGUUUUUUGAGGUUGAGCGUACUUACAGUGAUCUUUACUGUGAUAACUUUUGCUGGUACAACCCGGCCGGCCUCCCGGGUCGAUGCUGUGAGGACCGUACUUUUCUUGAGGACAACAAAUUGAUAAAGUACUACAGUUUUUAAGUUUUAAACCGAAGAAGCUCAUCUAAGAACGCAAGAUGAUUCGACUAGACGGAUUUAA